AUGUCUUCCCUGAAAGACUUUAAAUUGGACAUCACGCUGGUGGAUAACGGCAAUUUGGCAACCUACACGGUGCUGAAUAUCCCUUCACAUUUCAUUCGCUUCUGGAAAGUGCCCCUUGUUGCCAUUUUGUGUGGCACGUUAGUGCUGAUCAUUCUACGGCUUGCCGCUGAAGCCGGCUACGUCUUCGAAAUGGUUGAUAUUUAUCUCCCUCUGUUGGAAAUAUUUCUUGCUGAAGUGGGUUACAACGUUCAAGAUGUUCCUGUUCUUCAAUCGCUUUCCGAUGGUGCCGUCAGAAAGUUAUGCCUUAUCACGUUCAUUGUGGUGCUUUCAUGUAUUAUAACAGCCCUCAUAUCGCUCCAGGAGCCCCAGGACAGCAUCAUGGUCAUCAAAGAUGUCGGCAUUCAGCUCAGCAGUCGGGACAUGUGGGGCUUCACAAAGAAAGAGUUUAUCCCGUUGUCUGAUACGAUAGAUAUCGUGAUACACGAAGGCUUCUACGGAUUUGCGCAGGUGAUCUUCUACAUGUGCGUGUUGACGCUGCCUAAACAUAGAAGCGGGUCGGAAGAGAAUGGCAUCAAGAUAGUAUUCCCCAACUUCUUACCCCGUAAACCCAUCCUCGUGGAUGUAUGCCGCCAGAGCCGUGAGAUGCUUUUUGGAACGACGAAAAGAUACACCCAGGAGAAAAUUUAA
This is a messenger RNA of Candidozyma duobushaemuli, 687 nucleotides long. Its product is annotated as phosphatidylinositol N-acetylglucosaminyltransferase. Lineage: Eukaryota; Fungi; Ascomycota; Pichiomycetes; Serinales; Metschnikowiaceae. Gene Ontology annotation, cellular component: glycosylphosphatidylinositol-N-acetylglucosaminyltransferase (GPI-GnT) complex. Bases 1 to 687 code for a protein of 228 amino acids. The record is from RefSeq and is a predicted model, not a curated record. Gene Ontology annotation, biological process: GPI anchor biosynthetic process. The transcript has a single exon.